This is a messenger RNA of Loxodonta africana (African savanna elephant), 10430 nucleotides long. RefSeq names its product NCK adaptor protein 1 (gene NCK1). Gene Ontology annotation, molecular function: ephrin receptor binding; receptor tyrosine kinase binding; signaling adaptor activity. The record is from RefSeq and is a predicted model, not a curated record. Gene Ontology annotation, biological process: positive regulation of translation in response to endoplasmic reticulum stress; signal transduction; cell migration. The transcript is spliced from 3 exons. Lineage: Eukaryota; Metazoa; Chordata; Mammalia; Proboscidea; Elephantidae. Bases 1129 to 2070 code for a protein of 313 amino acids.
ACGUUAUCAAGCAAAGAAGAAAUAAUCCCAAUUGUAGAUACUAUUGCAUGUACCUUUUUAAAAAGCCAAAUUACAAUUAUUUGUUAAUACUCUUAACAAACUUUAAUUACUAUUUACUGAUAUUGAGACAGUUUUAGCACAUCUUUUUAUAUAUUCAAGUUUUAGAAGAUCUUUGUUAACUUUAUUACUGUAUUGCAGUUACUGCUACCUACCUACUGUUCCUAAACACCUCCAGGGUGUUUAGGAACAUUCUAUUUUAAGUUAUGGAUUAUAUGGUUAACCUGUAUAAUGAUGAUUUAAAAAAAUUUUUUUAUUGUGCUUUAGGUGAAAGUUUACAGAGCAAAUUAGUUUCCCGUUUGAUAGUUUGUACAUAAAGUGUUCCAUGACAUUGGUUGUAUUCCCCAUCAUGUGUCAGCACUCUCCCCUUUUCUAGCACUGGGUUGCCCAUUUCCUUCAUCAGAUUUUCUACCCCUUCCUGCCUUUUUGUCUUUACUUUUAGGCAGGUAUCCUUUUGAUCUUGUAUAAUUGAUUGUUCUAAGGAACACAUUCCUCUUGGGUGUUCGGGUUUAUUUUAUGGGCCUGUCUAUUGUUUGGCUGAAAGGUGGUCUGAAGGAAUGGCUUUAGUUCCAGGUCAGAAGAGUGUCUUAGGGCUGUAGUCUCUGGGUUUCUAUAGUGAUGAUUUUAAUCUAACUUUUGCAUGAGUCGGCCUUCUCUUUCUCAGAAUUUCUGUACCCCUUUUUGGUAACUUAAAUGUCCCGUGCAAUUAAUGAAUUUGUUUUGCAGUGAUUGUGCUGGUAGAAGCAUUGUUUGAAAGUUAAGGAGUAAACAAAAGAAUGAAUGCUAAAAUAUAUUUUUAACUAUUAAAAAAGUGUAUGCUUCAAGUGCUUCUUCCAAAAUAAGUCUGAAUAAUAAUAGGUCACAUUUGUGACCAUCAUGCUAUACUUGUUUGGAAUACUUUUUUGAAAAGAGAGAAGCCACAGAAAAAGUUUUUAUUGCCUGGGUGUGGGCCAAGUCACAUGGACUGGGUGUGGGAAGUUUCAGUGUUGUAGAACAGACCAGGAAGCUCACUGAAAAUUAUCCAGAGCUUUGUAACAAACUGACAAAGAGAACACUGGAUUUUUAUUCAAAAUGGACUUGUUAAACAUCUUUAAAGAUUUUUUCAGCAUUGGAAAAGUGAAAAGAAAACCUAGUGUGCCAGACUCUGCAUCUCCUGCUGAUGACAGCUUUGUUGACCCAGGAGAACGUCUCUAUGACCUCAACAUGCCUGCUUAUGUGAAAUUUAACUACAUGGCUGAGAGAGAAGAUGAGUUAUCUUUGAUAAAAGGCACGAAGGUGAUUGUCAUGGAGAAAUGUAGUGAUGGGUGGUGGAGAGGAAGCUACAAUGGACAAGUUGGAUGGUUCCCUUCAAACUAUGUAACUGAAGAAGGUGAUAGUCCUUUGGGUGACCAUGUGGGUUCCCUGUCAGAGAAAUUAGCAGCUGUCGUCAGUAACCUAAAUACUGGGCAAGUGUUGCAUGUGGUACAGGCUCUUUACCCAUUCAGCUCGUCCAAUGAUGAAGAACUUAAUUUUGAAAAAGGAGAUGUAAUGGAUGUUAUUGAAAAACCAGAAAAUGACCCCGAGUGGUGGAAAUGCAGGAAGAUCAAUGGAAUGAUUGGUCUGGUGCCAAAAAACUAUGUUACCAUUAUGCAGAAUAAUCCAUUAACCUCAGGUUUGGAACCAUCACCUCCACAGUGUGACUACAUUAGGCCCUCACUCACCGGAAAGUUUGCUGGCAACCCAUGGUAUUAUGGUAAAGUCACCAGGCAUCAAGCAGAAAUAGCAUUGAAUGAAAGAGGGCACGAAGGGGAUUUCCUCAUUCGUGAUAGUGAAUCUUCGCCAAAUGAUUUCUCAGUUUCACUAAAAGCACAGGGGAAAAACAAGCAUUUUAAAGUCCAGCUGAAAGAGACUGUCUACUGCAUUGGGCAGCGAAAAUUCAGCACCAUGGAAGAACUUGUAGAACAUUACAAAAAAGCACCAAUUUUUACAAGCGAACAAGGAGAAAAAUUAUAUCUUGUCAAGCAUUUAUCAUGAUGUUGCUGACCAGAAAUGACUGCCACACAGCUUUAAUUUGUCAUAUAAUUGAAGACGGAGAAAAUGUCAGUUCAGUCAUGCUUGAUUGGAUAUUACUGUUUCUAACGCUGUAUGAGAAUCGACUAUAUAAUACAUACAUAUUUUUAUUAUAACUCAGCACAUGCACAUGUACUGUGUAUGCAGAGCAACUGCAUAAAGCAAUUACUUAGUCUGCUUUAGGGUUUUCUUCUUUACCGUUUUUCUCUUUGCUUCUAAUAUUAAGGUUUUGUAUUUUGAAAAAAUCAAAAAAUGCAAAUCAGAAGUCUUUACAUGGAAGACUUUAUUGCCUUUCCUUUAUUUCCUUGCAAGGGCAUCCUUUUAAUUGGUUGUUCCACAUGGUUUUCCUUCAUAUAAAAUUCUUAUAUCAAUAUAUGACAUACGCUAAAAUAAAAACCUUGGAGAGUGUUCAUCUCUUCUGUGACUGAAUAGCAAUAAUAAAUGAAAAAAUAGAAAUUAUUUUCAGGCAUUGUAUUUGUCACAGAUCUUUGUAAAUACCACAUUAUGUUGUAUAUGCCAUUAUUUUAAAAAAUCCAUUCAUUGUUUUCAAGGUAAAGUAAAAACAGAUUGGAUGUAGGUUGGAAAACAUCUUGUACAAUUUUAAUUGACAACUGUUGGAAACAAAAUCACUGAAUUCUUAAGAAUUUUUUUGGUGCUUCUGUUUCAUCUGGCUAUUCAGGAGAACAAAGCAGUCUCAGAUAUUUAGCUUUUCAAACUGUAAAUGGAUGCUCUAGUGUGUUUUUUUCUUCUUUCUUUUUUAGUGUUACUUUACCAAAGCAUCUUGUAUUAGGACAUGCUAUGUUUGUGCCAAUGUGAAAUAAGCCAUCACCGAGUUUGGGGGAAAAUAGGAGGUGAAGUGAUACUUGUUUUACUUUUUAAACAUCAUUUUAAGUAUCAGGCCUACUAUUUCCUAUUUUCAUGUCCUCCAUUCAACUGUCAGAUUUCUUGGCUAGGACAUUAAAAUUGAUGUAUUUUUCUUAAAUACCCCGGUACCUGAGGGAAAGAUGAGAUGUGCUCAUGAUUAGCAAAAAUUAUAUUAUUUUUUAAAUCUUAUUUUUACAGGUCUAUUAUGUUUUGUUCACCAAACAGGAUUUUGGGUGUAUGAAUGAGAAGUCACUGUAAAGUAUUGAAUCCACUUUUGUUGGUCACAGAAGAGAACACGUAUUUUACGGUUACAGCUCACUUUUUCCCUCAUUUUGAAAUUUAAUUCUGAAGAUUUAAAUUUAAGCAAAGUAACUUCCAAUUUUUUUUUGGAAAUACUUCCUAAAACCAUAAAACUUAGUAAAUGGUAGGAAGUCAUAUGAUCUCUUAAGAAUUUUCCCAGUGUUACCUAAACAUAGUAAUAUUUCUGUCCUUUGAUAUGUUAUAAAACAUUUAAUACCCCAGAAUUACUGAUGUUAAAAUUGAAGUUGUCUAAUUCAUGAGUUUUUUUUUUUUUUAUUCUUCAAAUCUUAAAAUCAUUUAAAGAUUUACAUUGCCACUGGGUGGCAGCCUUGGUUUCUUGCAUUAAGCAACAGGAGUCAGCAAAUACAGUGAAGACAUUGAUGUACAAAUCUUCAUUACAUCUGCUUUUAAAGCCUUUUAGUUCAUACUUCAUUAUCUUUUUAACUCAGUGCCACUUUUUUUAUAAAGGUAAUUAUUAAUAGAUAAGUUUAAUGGAAAUAAAAAGUCCUGUAUGCUUACCUUUUUUUGCUGUGAAAUUACAUGAAUAUAAAUUGGAGAAGGAAGUUUUAAAGUGGUUGUAAAAGACUAGGUAGUAAACGUCUUUUUAUUGAAGUUUUAACAAACUUUUAACGAUGUUUCUUUUGCGCCAUCUCCUCAUGGUACCCCCCCCCCCCCAGCCUUCCAUAUGAAGACUUAUGACUGGCUUGUAAAAAACCAGCAAUUACUGCUUUGUAUCAUGGACAUGAGUUAUUUAUAGCAAAUCCUACUGACCUGAUGUUAAUAGAGCAUGAUUUUGAGAAAGUAGCUAGGAAUAGAGUACCCACUGGAAGCUGAAUGCAUAUGUCUGUGUCAUAAUUAGAUUAUAGCUAGAGAACUCCCAGAAAGCCCAUGUGUGACAAUAUCUAUUGUGUGCUCUUAUGAGAUGAAAACCUCACUGGGAACUACUUAAUUUUGUACUUCUGCAAGAUUUUAUCAAUUUUUAACAAUCUUAAAUCAAUCCUUACACCCAUGGCUGCUUUUAUUAGCAUAGACUUUACUUGAGGCAGUUCUCUUAAGAACUAGAACAAUCUUAGAAAACACCUGCAUAGCUAGGUAACAUUAGAAUAAGAACAAAAGAAUAAAUUCCCUUUUUUUCCCAGCCCAGAGCUCUCUUUAUCAUGACACUGGAGAGUCCUGGGGAAGAGCAGUAUUAGGUUUUCUUUCACAUAGGAAGAGAUGAUUAGCUAACAAUUUAAAUUUAUAUAACACACAUACACAACCCCCAUACAACCCACUUCUACAAAUUACUUCAAAAUCUGGAAGAAGGCUUUUUAGAACUUUAUGUAAACUUAAUAACAAAAAAGCAAUUGCUGCUGUAUCUAAUUUGGUCAUAAAUUCUUAGGGUUCAGCUGAAUAUAUACUCACACAUAUAUAUCACUAAACACAGUAACGUGCACUUAGCACUUUUUUUUUUUAAUUGUGCUUGAAGUGAAAGUUUACAAAUCAAGUCAGUCUCUCAUACAGAAAUUUAUGUAAACCUCUCUAUAUGUUCCUAAUUGCUCUCCACCUAAUGAGACAGCACAGUCCUUCCCUCCACUUGCUAUUUACAUGUCCGCUCGGCCAGCUUCUGACCCCCACUGCUCUCUCAUCUCCCCUCCAGACAGGAGAUGCCAGCAUGAUCUCACGUGUCGAAGAAGCUCAUUCUUCACUAGUAUCAUUUUCUACCCCAUAGUCCAGUUCAAUCCCUGUCUGAAGAGUUGGCUUUGGGAAUGGUUCCUGUCUUGGGCUAACAGAAGGUAUAGGGGCCAUGACCACUGAGGUCCUUCUAGUCUCAGUCAGACUAAUCUCAGUCUGGUCUUUUUAUGAGAAUUUGGGGUCUGCAUUGCUCUGCUCUCCUGCUCCCUCAGGGGUUGUCUGUUGUGUUCCCUGUCAGGGCAGUCAUUGAUUGUAGCCAGGCACCAUCUAGUUCUUCUGGUCUCAGGCUGAUGUAGUCUCUAGUUCAUGUGGUCCUUUCUGUCUCUUGGGCUCAUAAUUACCUUGUGUCUUUGGUGUUCUUCAUUCUUCUUUACUCUAGGUGGGUUGAGACUAAUUGAUGCAUCUUAGAUGGCCCCUUGUUAGCGUUUAAGACCCCAGAAGGCACUCUCCAAAUUGGGAUGCAGAAUGUUUUCUUGAUAGAUUUUAUUAUGCCAGUUGACUUAGAUGUCCCCUGAAACCGUGGUCCUCAAACCCCCGCCCCUGCUACGCUGGCCUUUGAAGCAUUUUGUUUAUUUAGGAAACUUCUUUGCUUUUAGUUUAGUCCGGUUGUGGUGACCUCUCCUGUAUUGUUUGUUGUCUUUCCCUUCACCUAAAAUAAUUCUCAUCUGCUAUCUAAUUAGUGAAAACCCCUGCCCCUCCCUCCAUCCCUCCCCACUCUCGUAACCAUCAAAGAAUAUUUUCUCCGUUUUAAACUAUUUCUCCAGUUACUCUAAUAGUGGUCUUACUCAAUAUUUGUCCUUUUGCAGCUGACUAAUUUCACUCAGUGUAAUGCCUUCCGGAUUCCUCCAUGUUAUGAAAUGUUUCACAGAUUCAUCAUUGCUCUUUAUUGAUGUGUAGUAUUCCAUUGUGUGAAUAUACCAUAUUUACCCAUUCAUCUGUUGAUGGGCACCUUGGUUGCUUCCAUCUUUUUGCUGUUGUAAACAGUGCUGCAGUGAACAUGGGUGUGCAUUUAUCUGUUCAUGUAAAGGCUCUUAAUUCUCUAGGAUAUAUUCCAAGGAGAUUGUUGGAUCAUACAGUAAUUCUAUUUCUAGUUUUUUGAGGAAGCACUAAAUCAAUUUCCAAAGUGGUUGUACAAUUUUACAUUCCGAACAGUAGUGUAUAAGUGUCUCUCCACAACCUCUUCAUUUAUUAUUUGGUGUUUUUUGGAUUAAUGCCAGCCUUGUUGGGGUGAGAUGAAAUCUAACUGUAGUUUUGAUUUGCAUUUCUCUAACUGCUACUGAUCGUGAGCAUUUCCUCAUGUAUUUGUUAGCUAUGUGAAUGUCUUCUUUAGUGAAGUUCCUGUUCAUAUGCUUUGCCCAUGUUUUAAUUGGGUUAUUUGUCUUUUUGUAGCUGAGUUUUUGCAGUAUCAUGUAGAUUUUAGAGAUCAGAUGCUGAUUGGAAACGUCAUAGCUAAAAACUUUUUCUCAGUCUGUGGGUAAUCUGUAUACUCUUUUGGUGAAGUCUUUGGAUGAGCAUAGGUGUUUGAUUUUUAGGAGCUCCCAGUUAUCUAGUUUCUGUUCUGCAUUGUUAGUAAUGUUUUAUAUACUGUUUAUGCCAUGUAUUAGGGCUCCUAGUGUUGUCCCUAUUUUUUCUUCCAUGAUCUUUAUCAUUUUAGAUUUUAUAUUUAGGUGUUUGAUCCAUUUUGAGUUAGUUUUUGUGCAUGGUGUGAGGUAUGGGUCGUUUUAUUUUUUUGCAGAUGGGCACCUAGCAAUCUUAAAAGACAGUGUUUCAUGGAUAAUUCCACUAAAUGGGAAGGCUGAGUACAAUCCAUUGCCAUUACUGGAAGCGUAAGUCCUAGCAGAUGAGCAACUUGGGUGGUUAGAAUGUGUUCAUCCUUGUUAGGUAUGUGGAGCCCUGGUGGCAUAGUGUUUAAAAGCUUGGCUGCUAACCAAAAGGUUGGCAGUUCGAAUCUACCAGCCGCAUCUUGGAAAUGCUAUAGGGCAAUCCUACUCUGUCCUGUAGGGUUUCUUUGAGUUGGAAUUGACCUGAAGGCAAUGGGUUGUAGGUAUGUGGUACAUAAAUUAUAUUCAGCUUUAAAGCUCUAAUUCUAUCAUUUGGAUCAGAGGUUGCAAAGAAGCAGGGCCACUGCUUUCUGUUUAGUACCUUUGUGAGAAUUAGGUCUCCUACAGGCAGACCCAUCCCCCUUCCUCUUUAGUGAGUAGGGAAGUCUGAAUUUCACCCCCAUCUCUUGGCCAGGUGCCUUAUUCAGGGCACAACCAGAUUCCUUAUAUAUAGAAAUAUUGUUUGACCCACACAGUGCUUUAAAAAUUUUGUUUCUAUUAGCUGCUGUCAACUGUGACUCAUGACGACCUUAUGUACAACAAACAGAAUCAAACAUUGUCUGGUCCUGUGUCAUACUUAUAUUUGCUGGCAUGUUCAUGUCCAUUGUUGGCAGCUCUUGUGCCAAUCCAUCUCACCGAGGGUCUCCCACACUUUUGUUGGCCCUGUUCUUUACCAAAGAUGAUGUUCUCUUUUAGUGAGUGAUCCCUCCUGAUGAUGUGUCCAAAGCAAGUGAGUUAGUCAGUGUUCUGUUGUGAUCCAUAAGGCUUUCAUUGGCUAAUUUUUGGAAGUAGAUUGCCAGGCCUUCCUAGUCUGUUUUAGUCUAAAAGCUCCACUGAAGCCUGUCCAAAUAUCAGGGGAUCCCGCUGAUAUUUGAAAUACCAGUGGUAUAGCUUCCAGCAUCAUGGCAACAUGCAGCGACCACAGUAUGACAAACUGACAGGUGUUGGAAUUAGUUGUCUAGUCAACAUUUUAAAAUUGAGGACUUCGCAUAAAAUUCAGACUUCUGGUUUCCCUUGAAAAGUGAGAAGAUAACAAUACUGGAGUUAAAUUCCCACAAUGCCAUAAUCAGCUGGAUGUUCCCUUUAUUUUUAUCAGUGCAUAUGGAAAAAAAUUUCAAGCAGUGUAAAAAAGUCUCCCAACCCUUAUCCUUCUAAUUCAUAUCUCCAAAUACAGUCACUGUUACUCUGUACUUUUCCUGUAACAGUUUGGAAUCUGGAAACCGUUUCAGAAAUACUUCAGAUGCAUGUCCAAAUCAAUAAAUAAGGAGUGUAGCAUUACAGCAUAUUUUUAACUUUUCCAUUUUAGUACUUUGCUAGAAGAUAAGGGGGUCCUGUGUAAUUUUGCAUUUAUAUAGAGCUUUCAACUGCUUCUAAGUUGCUUCACAGCUGAGGUCAUUUUUUCCUUAAAGGAUAUUUGAUACAAGACAGAUGAUAUCCUCAUGUUCUGAACAGUUAUCAGCUGGACUUUCAAAAAUGCCAAAUUGCAGAUUCUCAGGAAAACCAUUUGAUUCUGUUUCAAGGUAGGAAAUAUUGGCUUAUUCCUUCUGAUGCUGCUGCUGUUUGUUGUUAGGUGCCGCCGAGUCACUUCCAACUCAGCGACCCUGUGUACAACAGAACAAAACACUGCCUAGUCCUGCACCAACCUCACAGCGGUUAUGCUUGAGACCAUUGUUGCAGCCACUGUGUCAGUCCAUCUCGUCGAGGGUCAUACUCUUUUUCACUGACCCUCCACUAAGCAUGAUGUCCUUCUCCAGGGACUGGUCCCUGCUGAUAACCCAUCUAAAGUAUGUGAGACGAAGUCUCGGUGUCCUUGCUUCCAAGGAGCCCUCUGGCUGUAUGUCUUCCAAGACAGACCUGUUUGUUCUUCUGGCAGUCCAUGGUAUAUUCAGUAUUCUUCUCCAGCACCAUAAUUCAAAGGCAUCAAUUCUUCAGUCUUCCUUAUUCAUUGUCCAGCUUUCACAUGCAUGUGAGCCUAUUGAAAAUAUCAUGGCCCGGGUUAGGCUCACCUUAGUCCUCGACAUGACAGUUUCCUUCUUCUGAUAAGCUGGUUUUAUCAGUUUGGCAAGUUUACAUGACUCAACUCUGAUCAUCUGAACACUUGACUAGUGUACUAUGCAUAUUCCACAGCGUAGUUUCUUGCUGUGACAUGAUCUAAGUGACUGAGGAGCUGAAAUAUAUUUUUCUAGUUUGUUAAUGAAGUGUUCUUUUGAUCUGAAAGUAUAUACCAUAUGCUGUACACUUGUUUGUUUAAUGAGGAGAACCUAAAUUAGACUUGGUAGAGUUCUGAGGAGCAGGAGGAGGAGAGUUUAUUAUCAUUGGCUAUGUCUACAGAGGCAGAUGUUUUAAGCUAAAGUGUCUUUUUGAGAAUAUGUUUUGCCAGGCCAGAGCAUUUUCAUUAUCUCAAAUUUUUCAGAAUUGACAAUGCCUGCAAUGGCUUAGCACAAACAUUUAAUUUCCCUGCUGGACUGAGUGAAUUAUUUUUAAAUGUUUCAGUGCAUUCAAGUACUUUUAAAACUCAGGGAAGGCUGGUCUCAUUAUCUGGAAAUGAUCUUGCAGAAUUAACAGAAGACAAAGAAAAAGCCAAGGUACUCAGUUUCCUCUUGCCAUGUUUUCUUGUACCUCAUGGAAUGAUAAUGACCUUUAAACAGGAAAAACAUUAUAAAUAGACAUUUUAAGGUAGACAUCUAAGGUAGAGAUAUUUAGCUGCUUUAAAUAAAUCUCUGAGCUCAGGCAGUUUACAUCUUAAACUACGAAAAAACUUGGCAGAUAACCAUUGGGAAAUUAUGGAGAACAAAACGUGGAUUUCAGAACAAGAUUGUUAAGUGUUGUCUAUUUUAGGGUAAAUGCAGGAAUGGUUAUUAAAUAUAUAUUUUUUGAGCCCUUGGGAAAAAAAUAGCGAUACCUGAAUAAGCGUGUGUUCUCUAAAUGGAAGUUGUGCCAAACAAACUUGUUAUUUCUAGAUUGUAAAUAAGGGGAAGUUACAGAAAACAGACCUUGAUUUCAUCAGGUCAAAUUAUGGGUUGGUGUCAAGAUGAAAAAAAUAUUUCUUGAACUGUUAUAGCUAUAUAUAUAAUUAUGUCUCUGCACAUUUAAGUAGCUUUUGGAGAUUUUUGUUCAUCCAUUCUUUCAACCAACUUACUUCAAAUAUUUGAUUGCCCAAGUGUCAGGCACUGUUCUACUCUAGCUAUGUAACAGUGGACAAAAUGGACAGAACUCUCAUAGAACUUACAUUUCUAGUGAUGCAAUGCCAAAUGGAGAAGAGGGUAUUAUUUUAUAUAGGAUGAUCACAAGGGACCUCUGGUAAAUUUGACCCUUAAGCAUAUUGUGUGCUCCUAGUCACUGAUGACUAGGAUUAGUUACUCACCGGUGAUUGAAAGGAAACCCUGGUGGUAUAAUUAAGAGCUAGGUCUGCUAACCAAAAUGUUGGCAGUUCAAAUCCACCAGGUGCUCCUUGGAAACCCUAUGGGGCAGUUCUACACUGUCCUAUAGGGUCUCCAUGAGUUGGAAUCAAUUUGACGGCAAUGGGUUUGGUUUUGGUUUUAGUGAUUGAAAAUGUAGCAACCAAAAUCCUUUUAAAAAUUAUGUUCAAGAUCUUCACUAUUACAGAAAAUUGCUUCUGGUCUUCAGAUUUUAAAAAUGAAUAAAAUAGUGUUUAUUUAAUAUAAA